UUGUGUAAAACCGACGAAAAUAGGACUUCAGUUCAACCCAAGGCGCGGGUGAACAGACGAAAAGCCCAGCACGAUGCAAGUGCUCGAGGCAAAAUUCAUAUGAAAAGCCGGGCGCUGGUUCUCUGAGGCUCUGUGCAUUAACACCCAUGGACGAAGGCGAAUGCUUAUCGUGCCGAAGCAAGGAGGCAGCAUUCCCCUCUUCAUCGGUCGAACCGCGGCGCCCUAUCACCCAACCCUCCACCUCCUCCUCCAGCAAACACAACGCGAAAGACUGGAGCCAGCACAUAUACGUAAUUCACCAAUCUCUCACCAUCCAUGUGUUGAUCCUUUCACUGCUGUUGGUGCAACUUUUCAGCCUUGUGUGCUUACUCAUUGGUAAGGACGUAAGAUUGUCAAUACGCCCGCUGUGCUGAUUGUUCGCAACACGAGGCAUUCUAUUCGUAAUUCAUACACGUGUG
This is a messenger RNA of Cucurbitaria berberidis CBS 394.84, 458 nucleotides long. RefSeq lists its product as uncharacterized. NCBI's taxonomy places the organism in Eukaryota, Fungi, Ascomycota, Dothideomycetes, Pleosporales, Cucurbitariaceae. The coding region runs from base 147 to 413 and encodes 88 amino acids. The transcript has a single exon. The record is from RefSeq and is a predicted model, not a curated record.